GCCAAAUUCCGAUAAGGUGUCGAGUGUCGAAGUAUACAAUGAUCGUGGCAGUAUGGGCGUUUAUUUGGAUUGCUAUCACGGUGCUAGUUCGUCGGUUGUGGAACAGAAAAGUGCAGUUCGCUAAAACAAUCCCCCGUGCUGAGCCUUACUAUCCCGUGUUGGGGAAUCUCCCAAUGGCUCUGGGAAAAUCGUCGAAUGAAAUGUUUCACGUACUGCACGAGUGUUUCCAGAAGCACGAUAGGCUUUUCACGCUACACUUCGGACCGCUGGUGGCCGUCGGUGUGACGCAUCCAGAACUGAUACAAACAGUUUUGAAUCACCCCGACUGUCAGGAGAAACCCGAUGUGUACAAAGUGGUCAGGUUGCCAAAAGGACUGUUGGCUUCGAGAUAUGAAACAUGGAAAGUGCACCGGAAAACACUGAACUCGACCUUCAACAUUCGAAUACUGUACAGUUUUCUGCCGAUUUUCAAUGAUUGUUCGAGGAAAUUGAUCAAUCGAUUGAAUAGAUAUGCCGAGACUGGAGAAAUUUGUAACGUAUUGGAGUACAUCUCCGAGUGUACCUUGGAAAUGAUCAGCAGAACUUCGCUCGGCGGCAAGGCACUGGAACGAGAAGGAAGACAGGAAUUUAUCGAAAAUUUGGAAGUUGCCCUCACGACCCUCGGCAAACGAAUUUUCAACGUCCUGCUGCACAACGACUUGAUUUACCGCUUCACCGAACUGUACCGCAACGAAAUGAAAGCCAUCAGCAUUUGUCAUCAGUUCACCGAUAAGAUUAUUGCCGAGAAACACAUCGAACUGGGCUCCCACGCAGGGGACGAGAAUGGAAACGUGAUUGGCAAAAGUUUUCAGAACGAAGACGCCCAGGAGGGUGAUUGCUAUCGCCGGCCGCAGAUUUUCAUCGACCAGUUGAUGAAAAUGCCUUUGACGAGCGCCGGGGCGUACAGUUUCACCGACCAGGAGAUAUCUGAUCACAUCUACACUAUGAUUGUGGCGGGAAAUGAGACCUCUGCCACACAGUUGGCGCAUACUUGUCUGUUGCUGGCCAUGCAUCCGGAGGUCCAAGAAAGAGCAUUUCAGGAAGUUAAUGAAAUAAUUACUUCGGCAGAUCUGUUCGCUGAUAUGGAUGUGCUGAAAGAGCUGGUUUAUGUGGAAGCUGUACUCAAGGAAGCGAUGAGAUUGAUGCCGGUUGCUCCUAUCAUUGCGCGGGAAAACCUCCGGGAUGUAGUGUUAGACGGACGGACAAUUCCUAAAGGUACUCUGCUGCUAAUGAACUUUUAUUCGCUACAUAGAAGAGAGGAUAUUUGGGGUAGUACAGCCGAACAGUUCGAGCCACAACGCUUUCUUGGAGAUGAAGCAAAACAGCGACAUGCCUACGCACAUCUUCCUUUCAGUGGAGGACCACGUGGAUGUAUCGGCUACAGAUACGCAAUGAUGAGUUUGAAGAUGCUGUUGGCUUUCAUUCUGAAAAAUUUUAAACUAUCCACACAAAUGAGCUGCAAAGACAUUAAGUAUCAUUAUCAGAUAUCGUUAAAUUUAGCUUGUUCGCAUGCCGUUCGAUUAGAGAAAAGAUUAUGAAAUGGUAUGUUGGUUUAUCAUCUGAAACAUUAAAAAACUA
Molecule: messenger RNA, 1617 nt
Organism: Topomyia yanbarensis
Lineage: Eukaryota; Metazoa; Arthropoda; Insecta; Diptera; Culicidae
Product: cytochrome P450 4c21-like
Exons: 5
Coding region: 39-1577 (512 amino acids)
Molecular function (GO): heme binding; oxidoreductase activity, acting on paired donors, with incorporation or reduction of molecular oxygen; iron ion binding
Source: RefSeq, a predicted model, not a curated record